Molecule: messenger RNA, 1200 nt
Organism: Podospora pseudocomata
Lineage: Eukaryota; Fungi; Ascomycota; Sordariomycetes; Sordariales; Podosporaceae
Exons: 1
Coding region: 1-1200 (399 amino acids)
Source: RefSeq, a predicted model, not a curated record
AUGGGUUCAAUCCCAACCGUGCCCGACAUCACAUCAGUGCACAUCGUUUUUCAACGACAUGCCGAAUCGGUUGCCGAGGUACCGACGAAUCUCGACUACCCGCCACUAGAGAGUCUGGAGGACCUGGAACACAUCGUCGAGAAGAGGAGAGAGACCGUGAGGACGAGUUUCUUCUUGCCGGAUGGCUUGACGAACGCGGGGGCGCAGACCUGCCUGGAUUACAACAAGGAUGUGCCCGGGAAGCUAGACAAUGUCUACUUGUUGGUCUCAUCACCAUGCACAAGGGCGAUAGAGACCAUUCAAGGUCUGUGCCCAUCCUUCCAGCUCGUGGGCCCCUUCCAUGCCCCUCAGGGCGAGCCCCCUAUGAACCCCAGGGUACCAGAGCUUGAGAAGAGCAUCUACAUCCAUCCCGGCCUUAUGGAAGCGUCGACAAGACCAUCGGACAUACCCGGAAUACCGACUGUUCGCGAGAACGCCCCUUCGCGACAGUCGGUAACAUUUUUGAGACUCAAGGGCGGCACGGAUGAAGAUGCUCUUACCAUUCUCAAUGAGCAGGAGGUGGAUAUUACCCGGAUGGUUUGGCCAGAGGGUGUUGAGAACAGAUGGCAGACGGAUGAAGAUCGGACCUGUGCUGUUACCGACAUCCCGGAUCUUGCCAGCAUUGACCAGGCAGUGAAGGAGGCUCGGAUCUGGCUCCGGGAGUGGGCCGCCAAAGUCCUGUCGGUUCAUCAAGCACAAGGGAGGCAUGACACCCCACGGAUUGUAGUCUGCACUCACGGCGGCAUACUCAACUUUGUCACCCAGGAGUGGCGAACCCAACUGGAGCAAAGGCCUUCAGAUGGGAAGUGGGAGCUUCGAUCUCCCACAGUACUCGACCACCUCGACGCAACGGUAUGGACCUUCGAGUCGGCAACGGAUGAGGAGGCGAUGUUGAAGGAGUUGCCCCAGUCCGAGGCAAGAUACUAUGCCCGCACACUCGGUCAAUACUACCACCAUCUUGGCGACGACCCCAGCCAACUUUACUUGGAUGUGGAUGGAUCAGUUGUCGACCAAAGGGCUCUCCAAUUCGAAGAGAUCCAGGAAAUAUCGGCAGAGGUGCGCGAUUUUGGAGAGAGGUGGUGGACGACGUUGAGGAUUCUCGCCAACUGGACGGGACUUGAAAACAGUCAAGCUGAGGAAGACUCACUGGAGUGGGUUUAA